Messenger RNA from Vitrella brassicaformis, 1941 nucleotides. The record is from the annotation of a GenBank genome assembly. NCBI's taxonomy places the organism in Eukaryota, Vitrellaceae.
CAUUUUUCUCGACGGCUGCGGCUGUGGAGCGGUCUGUGCGAGGAAGUGCGACAGAAAAAGAAUGUGCGUGUGCAUCGGCAGCGGCACAUGCAUCAGUAUUUCCUCAGGUGAUCGCUAUUUCUCCUUUCUCCUUCUGUGGUUUUGAGCCAUUUUGACCGCGAACGUUCGCUGCAGGAUGUGUAUAACUCCCGCCAUCAUCGUGCAGCUGCUAUAUCUGAUCUCGUUUUGUCUGUGCUGUAUCGGAUCCCUCGGUGCCUUCCUCGCGAGACCAAUCGGCCUCACAAACGUCCUCACGAGCAGAAGAAGCGCGAGGGCAGCAACGUUCCUCAGCGACGUGCAAUCGCCUGCCGACGCCCGGAGCCCAUCUGCCCACUCGCCGCCCGCAUCACCUGUGCCGCCGAAUCCCCCACAACAAUCGGAGGUACAGGAGCGUGUGGACACCGUCCGCGAUGUCAUCUUCUCGCGACGCAACUGCCGCACAUUCCUGCCGAAAGAGGUGCCACUUGAGGUGCUGACCGACCUCAUGACUGCCGCACAGCGGGCACCAUCUGGCUUCAACAUGCAGCCGUGGGUGUGCAUUCUGGUGCGCGAGGCGUCGGUGAGGGAGCGGCUGGCGGCGACUAUGCUGGGCGAGAAGAACCGCUCGAAGAUCAAGGAGGCGCCUGUGGUGGCCGUGUUCUGUGCUGAUCUGGGUGAGUGAGUGGGAUCGGGCAAGCCAAACAGGGCAUGUGUGCAUCUGUGUGUCUGUGUGUUUCAGAGAGUCAGCGCCAGAUGCCACGCAUUGUGGCCCUGAUCAAGAAGGACCGCGAGAGGCGGCUUGCCUAUCGCGCCACACAGGCAUCGUCAAAGUCACCGCAGAAGCCGCCCGCCAAGAGCAAGUCAUUGCAGCGGAUACCCUUCUAUGUCAGCCUCUUCGCCGGCGCCUUGCGAGGGUGGCUCAUCCGCUACCUGUGGUUUCUCAUUCGGUACGUAAUCUUUGCUGUGCUGCGGGUGUUCCAGCCCCUUCCCGUGCCGUCGAUGGCCGAGACCUGGGCCUACAAGAACACCAUGCUGGCGGUGCAGACCUACAUGCUGCUCGCAUCGGCCUACGGGCUUGGCACAGCACCGGUGAGCUGAGCGGGCAGCUGAUAUAGAGAAGGCCGUUACGCAUGCACACAAUCAUCAGGUGAGGUGACUGACCUGUGUGUUGUGUUGUGUGUGUAUCAGAUGGAGGGUUUUGACAUGGUGCGUUUGCGGCGGGUGCUGAUGCUGCCUGACCGCUUCAGCGUGCCUCUGGUGGUGGCGACGGGCUACCCAGCCGACGCCCCCAUCAGCCGCACCUACCCUCUGCUCAGCGGCCGGCUGCCGAUGGACGAACAGGUGAUCCACGCAGAUACGGACACACCCACACCCACCCACACACACAGAGCUCAUGUGCCGUUCGGUCUUUGUGCCGGGUGCAGGUGUUCUCUGACUUCUACGAUCGAAGGCUUGCGAUCUGACCUCAGCUGUCUGUCAAGCGGCAGGGUGUGUCAGCGACGGUUUGGCCCCUGGUUGGUUUCCACAGGGUUGCAUGCCUUCAUACAGGCCAUGUUUCCUCGUGUAGCCUCAAUCCGGCCGGCCACAGAGCAUCGCUGACACCUCUAGCCAGCUCGCUUAGCAGCUAUGUAAUCAUGGCGUCAGGCCAUAUCUAUGAGUAUGUAGACUAGUAGCCAGCACGUAUAUAUAUACCAGCACUGUAGCUGUAAGGCAGUGCAGCUUGGUUGAUAUGAUAUGGCGAGUGAGUAGCGGCAGGCAGAGAAUUCGCACAUUUGUACAGGGCGGGGGUCGUUUCAUCGUAGGGUGUCUGGUUGUCCAUUGUCCAUGGUCGGAUGCGUAGCGAGCAAACCGACAGACAGACAACUAACACACACACGGGAAAUCCGAAAGCCUAUAAGUCAGAGUCCACAGUGAUGACAAAAA